Messenger RNA from Rhipicephalus microplus (southern cattle tick), 465 nucleotides. RefSeq lists its product as uncharacterized. The record is from RefSeq and is a predicted model, not a curated record. NCBI's taxonomy places the organism in Eukaryota, Metazoa, Arthropoda, Arachnida, Ixodida, Ixodidae.
AUGAGGCCGAUAUCUCUGACGUGCUGCAUCGGGAAAGUCAUGGAGCACGCCUGCCUAAACAGGGUGACGACGAUCCUCGAGAAGCGGGAUGUCUUUGGCCCUCACAACAUCGGCAUCCGCAGAGGACUUUCGACGCAGGAUGCUAUGCUGCAAAUCAAGGAACAGGUCGUUAACGCACCAAGCACGAACGAGCGUACCCUGCUCGGGUUAGACAUCAAAUGCGCCUUCGAUACAGUAAAAGACGCGGCAAUUUCGGACAAGACCAGCCAACUAGAUCUUGGUUCAAGGUUCCACCGGUACGUCAGCAGCUUCCUGACCAGACGUAAGGUGACGGUGAAGGUCCACGGCGCCCCACCACGAACAGUUGACAUGAGAGGUGUGGGUACGCCGCAGGGCUCGGUGCCCUCACCCAUGCUUUUCAACCUCAUCAUGAUCAGACUACCGGAGCGUCUUGAUGAUAUAUAG